Molecule: messenger RNA, 983 nt
Organism: Rubroshorea leprosula
Lineage: Eukaryota; Viridiplantae; Streptophyta; Magnoliopsida; Malvales; Dipterocarpaceae
Source: the annotation of a GenBank genome assembly
CCUUAAACUUAAUUACUCUCCAAAUCAUCAUCCCUGUACUCACCUGUCUAAAUUGGCAGAUCUCUUGGCAAUGGCUCCAGCUGCUUUCCACCUCAAUCCAGUCUGUGUCAUGGACGCUUCAGGCAGCCUAGGCUCCGCCUUGGUUCACCGGCUGCUCAAAGGGGGUUACACCGUACAUGCUGCCAUUCAAAGCCAUGGUGAUUUAAGACUUGAUGGGCUAAGUUCCAGUGAAAAUAAAAAUUUGAAGAUUUUCCAUGCGGACCCUUUUGAUUAUCAGAGCAUUAUUGAUGCUCUGAGAGGCUGUUCUGGUUUAUUCUACGCUUUUGAGCCACCACAAGAUCAACCCACUUAUGAUGAAUUCAUGGCGGAAGUGGAAGUUCGAGCAGCACACAAUGUUUUGGAAGCCUGUGCCCAAGUAGAAACAAUAGACAAGGUAGUCUUCACCUCAUGUGUCACCGCCGUUGUUUGGAGAGACGAUCGGAAGUCAACUGCUUCCGAUUUGGACGAGAGGCAUUGGAGUGAUAUCAAUUUCUGUCGCAAAUUCAAGUUGUGGCAUGCCCUGUCCAAGACGCUGGCAGAGAAGACGGCAUGGGCGUUGGCUAUGGACCGGGGCAUCGACAUGGUAUCGGUCAAUGGAGGAUUGGUGAUGGAUUCUGAUCUAUCCAUCAGCAAUCCUUAUUUGAAAGGGGCGGCGGAGAUGUAUGAAGAUGGGGUGUUUGUCACGGUUGAUCUAAAUUUCUUGGUUGAUGCCCACAUCUGCGUCUUUGAAGAUGUUUCAUCCUUUGGACGAUAUUUAUGUUUCAACAAUGUGAUCUCUCACCCUGAAGAUGCCAUUAAGCUCGCCUCCAUGUUAACACCUUCCGCACCUUCACUUCCUCAGAGGUUUGUGUUCUCGUUUUCUAGGAGAAAAUAAUACACGUACUAUUAUAUGGUUGAUUUUUUUUUAUUUAUUUAAGAGUUUGUAUACAUUAAUUUUUAUUAGA